CCAAAGGUUUCCCCAGUCUCUACCCUCUGCUCUCACUCUCCCUUUCCCCUUUAGUUUCUCAACCAUAGUAGCCAGCACGAUGAACACUCCCAAGCUUAAGACUUGCCACAGAUUCUGGAAUGCAUCGAGGAUCAGAAGCGAAUGCUUCGCAAUGCCCAAUCCCAUGCUGGGCAACGACCUGCCCGAAAAAGUGAACGGAUAGAAACGACUCUCAAAUUCAACAUCGCUCGCGCGGCACGACAGCAAAGCCAGCAGUGCAGUCCUGGCUCCUUGCAGACCUCCACGUCGUUCAUUCCAGCACCCUACCCACCCUGUACCUGGCCAUUUUGCGAGCUGGAAAAAGUCCUGUUCAGCGACCUCGUGCUCGAAACCCAUCACAAAGGCACAUAUCUCCUAGUUCGAGUACUCACCCCUCAGGAUCGAAUGACUGCCGUCAUGGCCAUUGUGGAAGACGAAAAGAGCGAGGGUUUUUUGCUCCAGCUCUAUCAUCAGGUUGAGAUGACGGAAGACAUUCUUGUCCCUGGCGGAAUAUUGAUCAUCAAAGACCCAUACCGAAAGCUCACCGCUGAUGGUCGGCACGGAUUGCGCGUCGACCACGUCUCCGAUGUUGUUUUCCUACUGGCGCAUGACAAACGCGUUCACUCCUGUUGGCACUCGGAGCUCACGGACCCCCAGCUCAAGAGCGCCGACUUUUGGAAAACAAAGGGGAAAGAAUUUUUUGGUCAAUCAAGAUAUCAGGCCGCAGUUGAACAUUACACCAGAGCUCUGGUUUCCUCCCCCAGAGCCGAUGAGUGCCACAUCAUCAAGCUCAACCGAUCCCUGGCAUUGCCCAGAACCAACAGCUUUGAUGCAGCUCUUGUGUAUGUCAACUCUGUGUUGGAGGUUGCCAACGGCAAGACCAAGGAGAAAGCUCUCUUUCGCAAAGCCUAG
This is a messenger RNA of Podospora bellae-mahoneyi, 930 nucleotides long. RefSeq lists its product as uncharacterized. The transcript has 2 exons. The record is from RefSeq and is a predicted model, not a curated record. NCBI's taxonomy places the organism in Eukaryota, Fungi, Ascomycota, Sordariomycetes, Sordariales, Podosporaceae. Bases 142 to 930 code for a protein of 262 amino acids. Gene Ontology annotation, molecular function: protein binding.